AUGAAGCAUCUGCGUGGCAAGGGUCGUCCAGGGGGAGGCACCCCAUCAUCAUAUGACGAGCUUUUACAGUCUGCACCACCCCAAGGAGAACGUUCAAAAGCCUUACCUGCCCAAGCUUCCCCCGAAGACUCCACAGCAUCAUCUAGCUCAAGGGUCCCCCGGCUGGCACCACCAGGUCCAGUCCAAGCAAGUACGCCAAGCAGCCCAAAACGAAAACGAGAUGCCGACCCUGAACGGUCAAAUCAACGGCGGAGGGAUGUUUCCCCUAUGAAAAGAAGAGCAAUUGAAGCUUCUGCAAUUGCGGGCCUUUCCUCACCCCGUCCCCGUCCUGAUAGCCGAAGACCACAACCAGAGUCACAAAACGUGGCAGCCACAUCACACUUGACUGCACGCCCAGAAAGAGGCUCGCCCACUGCCUCGUCGUCAGAUGCAGGACCACUUGAAGGCCUUGGUAUUCCAGAUCUCUUCCCGGUCCCAAACCCUUACCCACAAACUCCUCGUCGCGUCACCCGGGAGACUUCACAUCGUCCAGCAGAUGUAACAAAAUCGCCAGCGCCACCAGCGCCACCACGACCAUUGGGGGACAAUGCCUUCGCGCAGUCCGGUCGAUUCAAGAAACAAGCACCGAAUCCCAGACCACCAAUCAAAGAUAUCUUCGAAGACCCAGUGAACUCCACUUUCCUAGAACUCCCAUUUUUGCCAUCAAGCCCAGCAUCCGAAGUAUCUGAAGAUGACACAUCAGAUGCACCUGACGUCGAUACUUGGAUUGAUCAACGCCUAGCUCUAGGUGCCAAGGAAUCCCAGGUGUUCGAUGCUCUGCGAUGUACAAGCAUGGUCCCAGAGAUGGCAGACAAGGUUCUCAAAUACCUCACGGCCGGGAAGGGUAUUCCCGAUGAUAUGCCCGGGGUCUGGACAGCGGAGGAUGACAUCUGUUUACAAGCGGGGGAAUAUGCACGUGUGCGGCGAGCGUUGAAGAAACACGGUGCAGAGGCGUACAAGGAUAGAUGGGAAUAUUUGAGCAUGGCCCGGCAGACGGGGCUCAUUGAAUGA
Molecule: messenger RNA, 1050 nt
Organism: Penicillium digitatum Pd1
Lineage: Eukaryota; Fungi; Ascomycota; Eurotiomycetes; Eurotiales; Aspergillaceae
Product: putative transcription factor Rap1
Biological process (GO): telomere maintenance via telomere lengthening; regulation of DNA-templated transcription
Cellular component (GO): shelterin complex
Molecular function (GO): telomeric repeat DNA binding
Source: RefSeq, a predicted model, not a curated record